Molecule: messenger RNA, 1756 nt
Organism: Pseudonaja textilis
Lineage: Eukaryota; Metazoa; Chordata; Lepidosauria; Squamata; Elapidae
Gene: CCNH
Product: cyclin H
Biological process (GO): DNA-templated transcription; regulation of transcription by RNA polymerase II
Cellular component (GO): transcription factor TFIIK complex
Molecular function (GO): cyclin-dependent protein serine/threonine kinase regulator activity
Source: RefSeq, a predicted model, not a curated record
GGGCGGGGGCGGGGCCGGAGGCGGCCAUUCCCGUCGCGGGGAGUUUGGCAGUUUCCGGAGUUGAGGAAGGCGGUUCGUCUGAAAGGCGGCGGCCGGGCGAAGUUCGAGAGCGGCGGCGGUUGGCUGUGAUGUACCACAGCAGCACACAGAGGCGCUACUGGACUUUCCGUAGCGAAGAGGAGUUGGUCCGCAGGCGCUCUGACGCCAACCGCAAGUUCAGAUGCAAAGCGGUGGCCAAUGGCAAGGUUCAACAGACAGACUCGUUUCUUCUUGACCAACAUGAAGAGCUGAUAAUUUGUAAAUAUUAUGAAAAAAGAUUAGCAGACUUUUGCUCUGUAUUUAAGCCAGCAAUGCCCAAAUCUGUUGUGGGUACAGCCUGCAUGUAUUUCAAACGUUUUUAUCUCAAUAACUCAGUAAUGGAAUAUCAUCCCCGUAUAAUUAUGUUAACGUGUGCAUUCUUGGCUUGUAAAGUAGAUGAAUUUAAUGUAUCUAGUACACAAUUUGUUAGUAACCUCCAAGACAGCCCAGCAGGACAGGAGAAAACAUUGGAACAGAUCUUGGAAUAUGAAUUACUUCUUAUUCAGCAGCUGAACUUCCACCUUAUAGUACAUAACCCAUACAGACCAUUUGAAGGGCUAUUGAUUGAUUUGAAGACCCGUUAUCAAUUGCUUGAGAAUCCUGAGAUAUUGAGGAAGACAGCAGAUGAUUUUCUUAAUCGAAUAUCAUUGACAGAUGCCUGCCUUCUAUUUACACCUUCUCAGAUAGCUCUCACUGCUAUGGUAUCGAGUGCAUCCAGGGCAGGAUUUAAUAUGGAAAGUUACUUGUCAGGAACCCUAAUGUUCAAAGAUAACAAAGCAUCCCUUUCGCAGUUGCUGGAUGGAAUGAAAUGCAUGAAAAAUCUAGUAAAAAAAUACGAGCUACCACAUCCUGAAGAAGUUGCUGUUUUAAAACAGAAGCUAGAAAAAUGUCAUAGUCCAGAAGUUGCUCUUAAUUCAAAUACGAAAAAAAGAAAAGGCUAUGAAGGUGAUGAAUUCAUCUCGAAAAAAUCUAGAAUGGAGGAGGAUGAAUGGACAGAUGAUGAGUUCAUGGACUAAUAUAUCUACAUUCCUAAUAGAAAAUAAAAUCUGAAUUAAUAUUCAUUGGAAAUAAACCCAGGCAGCAUGUUGUACAACUUAUCAUACAUCAGAAAAUUAUAUAUUUAUAAUAAAAAUUUUUUUACAAAGUGACUGGAAUACUUGAACUUGCUUAAGUGGCAUUAAUAUGACUUCACAAUGAACAAGGCUUGUCACUGCUUCUUUUCAUUGAGAAUUGGCCAUCAACCAACUGUAAUAACUAUGUCCAGAGAAGAUAUGAACAUAGCUACAUUCAAAGGGCCUGUACAAAUACCUUAUAGCUCCAUAAUUGUCUUCAGGUAGCACUAAUCAUGAAAUAAUCUCAGGAUGAUGCCAUGCAGUGAAUUUGAAAUUCUUACUAUAUUUAAAUUUUAUUUUUUUACAAAGAUAUAAACCUAAUUAAUUGCUCUCAGAAAGUCUGAUAUACAAGACUCUAAAAGCUACUUAAUUAUUCUAGUACAAUAUUUGCUUCAGCAGAAAAUAUCAGCUAUGUUUAGCAAAACCUUUCUCUAACAUCCCAGGCAAAUAUUUUUGUGUUCCAAGGGCUGCAAGUUAAAUCUCCUGCUUAUUGUGUAUACUUUGGAAACAGCUAUGGGAAUGUUUCACAAUAUGUGAAUGCUGAAUUCUUUAUAAAGCAUGCAUGG